Messenger RNA from Rotaria sp. Silwood2, 1266 nucleotides. NCBI's taxonomy places the organism in Eukaryota, Metazoa, Rotifera, Eurotatoria, Philodinida, Philodinidae. The record is from the annotation of a GenBank genome assembly.
AUGUCACUGUUCGGUGGAACUGCCUCUCAAACGCAUAAUCGAAAUUUAGUGGAGUUUAAAGCUGGUAAAAUGAAUCUACGUGGCAGCAUGGUUUAUCCAGAUAAACGUAAAGGUCUUGUUUAUUUAUAUCAAGGCAAUGAUAUGCUUAUGCAUUUAUGUUGGAAAGAUCGAUCAAGUAAUUCAAUUGAGGAUGAUCUUGUUAUAUUUCCAGAUGAAAUUGACUUUAAAAAAGUCACACAAAAUACAACAGGACGUGUAUAUGUUCUUAAAUGGAGAAGUAAUUCUCGUAAAUUAUUUUUUUGGAUGCAAGAACCAAAAGAAGACGAAGAUGAAGAAUUUUGUAAAAAGAUAAAUGAACUUCUUAAUCAUCCACCAACAUCUGGCUUUGGUGAUGAUAUUAGUGAUGCAAGUGGUUCUCAUCCGUUGCAACCAUUGAUGGAGCGAAUGGCUGCUGGUGGUGGUGCAGGUGGUGGUAUUGAUCCAAAUGAUUUAUCGAAUGUUCUUCGAAACAUGGCUCCAAAUGAAUUGGCAUCAUUACUUACGUCAUCAUUUGGACGUGGUAGUAGAAGGACUGGUUUGAUACAAGGUAUGAAUCGUAGUGGAGGAUCUCCUAGUAGUUCAACUCAACAUACGACUGAUUCUCGUCCAAAUACAGCACCAGCUAGUACACAUGCUACAGGGACAACAGUUACAUCCACUAGUCGUACUGGUGGUUCGUCAUCAAAACCACGUAAUGGUGGAACAAGCUCGUCGUCAUCCACUGCGGCUCCUAAGAAUACUGCUAGUUCAACAGCAUCUAGCGGAUCAAAAAGUGGUUCUAUUCAACUGAGUGCUUUGACAAAUGUUCUGGCUAAUUUGGGUAGUAAUGCAACUCAAACAACUGAAGCAACAGAAACAUCUUCAUCUAACCCUGCUAUUGAUCUGUGUGAUAUAAUGACUAGUGAAAAUUUAGUCCCAUUAUUAGCUAAUAAAGAUGUGCAAGAAAAAUUACUUGCUCAUCUACCUGAAGGUAGUACAGUACCAAAUACAGAAAAAGAAUUAAAAGAAUCAAUUCAAUCACCACAAUUUCGACAAGCUGUUAGUGCAUUUAGUGCUGCUCUUCAAUCAGGUGAAUUAGGACCUCUUCUUGUUCAAUUUGAUUUUCCAGAUGAUGUGGUAACAGCAGCUAAUGAAGGUGAUCUACAAGCUUUUGCACAAGCAUUAGAAAAACAUUAUAAAAAAUCUAAUGAAAAAAAAUCAUCUGACAAUACAAUGGAUACAAGUUAA